Paraglomus brasilianum is the source of this 1071-nucleotide messenger RNA. The record is from the annotation of a GenBank genome assembly. Lineage: Eukaryota; Fungi; Glomeromycota; Glomeromycetes; Paraglomerales; Paraglomeraceae.
AUGGAGGAGGAUUCGAGUGCUAGUGAAAGCACCGAUACUUCGGGUUCGGAGUCGGAUGAUUCAGUAAUAUACACGGGCUUAGGCAGAAAAAGAAAGCCGUCGACCUCACAAAUCAAGUCCACUUACAAGGGAAAAGUUGCAGCUCGCCGACUAUCAAAAACCGGAAAAGAAAAAACCCAAGAUAGUAGCGAAACCGCUACUAUCUGUCGUAAGACCGAAAAGUCAGUAACGCUUGAACCUGAAAAGCCAGAAGCGACGGAAGAGAACGCGGAACCCAAAUCAGAAACUCCAGAUUACGUCAGAGAACUUCGUAACAAUGAGAAUUUCAAGUUAUCGGCGGCAGCUGCUCGACGUGUCAUGCUCGAGUCUUUUACUCAGGGUCUCGAAGAGAUCGAUAAAAAACAAGAGCGUGACAUUGAGCGUCUGUUAGAGAUUAAUAGGAGAAAUGAAGAAAUGAUUAAUAAAAGAGAACAAGAAGCUCGUUUAAAGGCAGAACGUGAAGCAACUGAGCGAGCGCUUAUGGAAAAGGAAAAGGGCGAAGAAAAGUCGCGCCAGGAGAAGGAAAAUGCCCUCUGGCUUCAGUCAAUAGAAGAAGAGAAAGCCAAAGACCGACUUCGUCGAAUGGACCUGAACAUCCGCAGGGAUUGGGAGGGCGAGAGCGUUCGGGCUGUCAAUUACGGUCUGCAUCAUUUGUGGAGCGUUCGAGCCUCUGAGAAAAUCAUAAAGAGAAAACUUGGAUAUCUGUUGGGUUUUAUGCGAAUGGAUGUCGCUGAUGAAACUCGUCGUGGUCCCAAAAGGGUUGCUGAUCCUGCGUUUAAUGUAGCGACUCGUCGGUUAAUACCAGUGCGAUCUUGCUUAGGUACCGCUGAUCACAAACCAGAUUACGGGGCAACCAAGGUGGAAGAUCUUAUGCAACCUCCCGAUAAACAACAAGGAUCAUCUGCUUUGACUACACGUCCUUCCCAAGUGGCUCGACGCCGGUUUCGAGUGCCAGUGUCGCCAACAAUGGUUAAAUCUGCAGAGGGACGAUUCGAGACGAUUGUGGAGUGGAGGCGGUCCCGGGGGUCGUAA